Messenger RNA from Ectocarpus sp. CCAP 1310/34, 777 nucleotides. NCBI's taxonomy places the organism in Eukaryota, Phaeophyceae, Ectocarpales, Ectocarpaceae. The record is from the annotation of a GenBank genome assembly.
AUGGACAACUUGCGCGCGCAGACCACGGACGAGUUCAAGGAGUAUCUUGCGAAGCACUGCAACACUCUCGCCUGGUAUGGCCCUUCGGAGUGCACGGACGAGGUGCAGCCAGUUGAUGCAGGAGCCGGACGAUUUCUCAAGGUAGAAGUCGGGAGGAAGAUGGACAUAUGGCUCGAGCAGUCGGACAACCUCGAGAGGUGGGAAACCGCGUCGCUGACAGCUUCUGAUCGGCGCGUGCUGAUCACUCAGUGGAUGGGAGCAACCAUGGCAAGACUCAACAGCCAACAGGCGUACCGAUACCGUCUUUUCGAAAAGUGCGGGAUGGCCAUGACCGUGGACGGCUCGGGCGAUGAUCGAAUCACCUUGGAGGGUUUGGACAAGCCGUAUACCCUCGCUAACGAUCAAGACAGUAGCGACGACGAACAAGGGCGAUGGANCAGCAUGGACCCACAAGACCCGGAGGAUGAGAUACAGGGAAUGGAGAUCCCGGCAGGCUUUCGUAUUCAAGAAGCUAAAUCCGUUGCUCUUGGCAGAUUGCUUUUGCGGCGUGGAGUGCUCGUUAGGCUGGGCAUGGGGUGGUUUGGAGGGUUGAUCACUCAACAAUCUCAGAAGGACACUCUCCACCUGUACGACUACUGUGUGCAGCUGGAGCUAAACCAGAAUACGCGCAAGAUGAAGUUGCCCUUAGACAAGUACAGCGGAGAUUCGAAUGCGGCUGUAGGCUCCUAUUUAUUUUUUCUUCUUAGUAUCACACAACAAAUCCAUCUCUAUCAAUAG